Messenger RNA from Salvia hispanica, 3288 nucleotides. Its product is annotated as protein LONGIFOLIA 1-like. Gene Ontology annotation, biological process: regulation of monopolar cell growth. The record is from RefSeq and is a predicted model, not a curated record. NCBI's taxonomy places the organism in Eukaryota, Viridiplantae, Streptophyta, Magnoliopsida, Lamiales, Lamiaceae.
AAAAACUGAAAAGGAAAAACAUCUGAAAUGAAAUGAUCUCAUCUCAUCAUCUCUCUCCCGCUUAAUCCACUGACAAAAAUCACAUGUUGAAGCAGACAAUUUCAGACCCACCGAUAUUCCCCAUCCCACAUGCUCAUCUCAAAAUUAACCUAUUAUUGAAAACAAGAAUUUAGUUAUGAUAAUGAUAAUGUUUUUGCCAGCAUUGCAGUCCUGGAUUUACACAUGGAUGUAUGGACCAUGCUUCCUUCCAACAACUAUCCCUCAUUGUGGGCUGUCUUCAUUUCCUUGUUUUUUUUUUACAAUUCCCUAUUUCAAUCAUUCCCUGCAUAAUGCUUAUCUGUUUCUUCAUUCAUUCAAUCCUUUAAGUUUGUUCACUUCCCUCCCUUAAAGAUUUGAUUUUGGGAAUUGGGGCUUCCUUUGUUUUCUUGAUUUUUAUGAUUCUUGAAGAUAUGAAUUGAUAUGGUGUUGAUUCUUGAGAAAAUAGUAUCUGAUUUUCCAUAGACUAGGGCACUGUGUAGUGUAGGUAGGCUUUGUUGGAUAAAAGGGGGAGUGUUGGAGGAAAGGGAGUAAACAUGGCUGCAAAACUGCUACAUUCUUUGACAGAUGACAACAUUGAGUUGCAGAAGCAAAUAGGAUGUAUGAAUGGCCUUUUUCAGCUGUUUGAUCGCCACCAUGUCCUCACUGGUGGCAGGCACAAACAUGGAAUCUCAGACUACAAUGCUGCUACUCCGGAAGGAGACGAGCACGGUAGAUCUGCAUCUACAGAGAAGAUUCCAGUCAAGAAUGUCCAAGAGAGGCAAAGAAUCUCGAAUGCAUCACCCCGGGCUUCUUUGUCCUCGUUGUCACGUUCAUCCUCCUCCUCGUCACUUGAAUGCAGCAGAGUUACUCAGUCAGAAGCCUAUGAAAGAAUCAUCUUCCCUGAGACCCCUUCAAGGGACCCUGCUGCUUCGUCCCCUCAGUUUAGCCGACACAUUCGUGAUCUGGUGAAAGACUCCAUGUACAGGGACCCUGCCAUCAAGAACCGAGGCUCGCCAAGGCUGCAGCAUUCUGAGCUGGUGAAUGAUGAUGUGAAAGAAUCUGUUAUAGCUGCUGCACCUCAACUUCAAGAAGCACCUAAGCGUCAUAACGAAGGCAGACGCCUCAUGAGGUCGUUAUCCUAUCACUCAAGAGAUGAGUAUCCGUCUCUGACCACUAGAGACGCCCCCCGGUUUUCCUAUGACGGAAGGGAAGCAAACCGGUUCACAUUGGAUUCAAGGGAUGUCUCCAAAUCCACCCUCAAGAUCAAAGACCUUCCCCGGCUUUCGCUAGAUGCUAGCAAGGCUGGUCAAGUGCGGGUUUCUGUGCAGCACGAUAGUGGUGUUGACUGUGAUGGAAAGACUCAAUCUGCACGGCCACCAAGUGUCGUGGCAAAGCUGAUGGGCCUCGAGACACUGCCUCGUUCCGUUGACACCAACUCUGGUGUAUCUAAGAGCUCUCAAGAUAAAGACUUGAUUGAUAAGUCAAGGCCAUUUGCAGAGGCAGAGGCAAGCAAGGUGUGGAGAGAGCCUAGCUCACCACGUUGGAGGAGUCCCGAUUCUUCUAUGAAGCCUCUGUCGCGGUUUCCACUUGAGCCAGCGCCAUGGAAGCACAGCGAGGGGAAGAGGAGCUCUCAGAAACCACGGCCUAAAGCUACAAGAGGUGCAGCAAAGGCAGAAGCUACGUUCCCCUCUGUUUACAGUGAGAUCGAGAAGCGAUUGAAGGAUCUCGAGUUCACACAGUCUGGAAAGGAUCUCAGAGCACUCAAACAGAUUUUGGAAGCAAUGCAGUCUAAGAAGCUGCUGCAAACCCCAAAACAAGAGCAUGAGGAAAAACAGUUGAGACCGAAACACGAGGAGCCUCUUGCUUCCACGAAGAGGGCACCAAGGCAUUCCGAGCCUCCAAUAGUGAUCAUCAAACCUGCUAAAGAUCCGAGCUAUAAAUCCGUCCAGCGCGAUUCAUCCGUGAAAAACGACACGACCCUAAAGGCAACACAUGUUUCAACAAGAUCACAACACUCAGUGAAAGAUGGCUUGGGGAAGAGCUCAGGGUCAAUCAGUCCUAGAUUACUACAGAAGAAACUCGAUCUGGAAAAAAGAGCUCGACCGCCCACUCCCCCUGAUUCAACCAAGCUAAGAAAACAACCGAGCAAGCAGCUAGGCGAGUCCAAUUCCCCAGGAGGAAGACGAAGACCAAAACUGAGUGAAGUAAAUGAGAAUAUGGUUCGUUUGAGUGCUUCAGUUCCUCGCACGAGCAGUUCAUCAAGGGAAGCGUCCGAAUCUAUGCUAACUGACUCCUCAGUAGAGCAGAUUCACACUGAGCACUCGAGCCCUGUAUCUGUUCUUGACAACAGAAUUCACACAGAUGACUCACCUUCUUCACUCACAUACAAAGUAGAAAAAGAGAAGGACUCGAGCAUCGCUCGAGGAAGCUCUACAGACAACAGCAAUCCCAGUUGGAGGGAAUAUGGUUUCACAACAGAGAUGAACCAAAACAAGCUCCAGAGCAUCGAAAACUUAGUUCAGAAGCUGAGGCGUGUCAACUCCAGCCACGACGAGGCAGGCACGGAUUACAUAGCCUCACUGUGUGCUAACACUGAUCCAGACCACAGAUAUAUAUCCGAGAUCCUAUUAGCCUCAGGGCUCCUCCUCAGAGACCUGACGGACUUCCAGUUCCAUCCAUCGGGCCAUCCCAUCAACCCGGAGCUGUUCCUGGUCCUGGAGCAGACAAAGGCAGGCAGCGUGCUCCAUACCACCCCGGAGAAGAGGAAGCUCGUGUUUGACACUGUGAAUGAGAUUCUUGGCAGGAAACUGGCACCAGCCGAUCCCUGGCUGAGACGGCUGGAGCUGACUAGGACGGCCACAAACGCGCAGAAGCUCCUCAGAGAGCUUUGCUCGGAGAUUGAGAGGCUGCAAGGCGGGAAAGUGCAAUGCAGCAGCAGGGGCUCGGGCGAGGACGAGGAGAGAUGGAAGGGAGUGGUGUGCAGAGAUGUUAUGAAUCAUGGCUGGAUGGGGUUCGAUGAUGAGAUAUCGUGCGCUGUUCUUGACAUCGAGCGCUCCAUAUUUAAGGAUUUGGUUAACGAGAUUGUGAUUGGAGAGGCUGCUGCUUGUGCUUCUACUACUGGUUUGAAAAUCAAACCAGUAGGUAGAAGGAGACCCUUUGCCAACUAGUUUGCAGUUGCAUUUGUUGUUCCAAUUUGUCAUUUCUUCACUUGAUUUAAAAUAAUUUUUAGUGAGGUAUCUAUAUAUACAAUAACAUUAGUGUGACUUUUCA